UGUAACAUAUCAAAGGACUCCUUACCCAUCUUCUGUCUGGUGGGCAUUCCCUCCCUGCCUGGAUCCCUCUUCUUCCCUGUCUUCUUGAUUUUCCUCUGAAUCUACCUUCUCAUCCUGAUGGGUAACGCCCUGAUCCUGGUGGCUGUACUGGCAGAGCCCAGCCUCCACAAACCCAUGUACUUCUUCCUGAUGAACCUCUCUGCCCUGGACAUCCUCUCCACCACAGCCACCAUCCCCAAGAUGCUGUCCCUACUUGUACUUGGGGACCGCUGCCUCAGCUUCUCUGCCUGUUUCCUGCAAAUGUACCUCUUCCAAAGCUUCUCCUGCUCUGAAGCCUUCAUCCUGGUGGUCAUGGCCUAGUGCUAUGUGGCUAUCUGCCACCCACUGCACUACCCUGUCCUCAUGACCCCACAGAUCAAUGCUGCACUGGCAGCCAGUGCCUGGCUCACUGCCCUCCUCCUGCCCAUCCCAGCAGUGGUGCAGAACUCCCACAUGGCUUUUGACAGCACUGCUCACAUCUACCAUUGCUUCUGUGACCACCUGGGUCUGACUCCCCAACUAGACUAUGGAUACCCUGAGGACAGCAACUAUGUCUGGUUCAUUUCUGCCUCUAGCAGCUAG
Vicugna pacos (alpaca) is the source of this 621-nucleotide messenger RNA. Lineage: Eukaryota; Metazoa; Chordata; Mammalia; Artiodactyla; Camelidae. The record is from RefSeq and is a predicted model, not a curated record.